Messenger RNA from Ustilaginoidea virens, 3234 nucleotides. RefSeq lists its product as uncharacterized. The record is from RefSeq and is a predicted model, not a curated record. Lineage: Eukaryota; Fungi; Ascomycota; Sordariomycetes; Hypocreales; Clavicipitaceae. The transcript has 3 exons. Gene Ontology annotation, molecular function: phosphatidate phosphatase activity. Bases 1 to 3234 code for a protein of 1077 amino acids. Gene Ontology annotation, cellular component: actin cortical patch.
AUGCAACUGACGGAUGCUCUUUCUUCUUCCUCAUCAGCGACCAGUGCGCCGUAUCACGAGCCUGAGCUCUCCACCAUCCAUCUUUGGCCCGGCAGAUUACCCACCAGACGACACCUCGUCACCGCGUUACACCCUGAGAAGCCUGUCCGCAGCAGCGUAACUAGACAGCAGGACAGCAGGACAGCAGACAGCUUAGACACGGGGCUGGUGGUUGAGCCAGACAUCAGGACCCUGACGCCACCGCCUGGCGUGCAAGUCAGUGCAGUACGGAGCACCACGGCUUACAAGAGGUUCGACUUUGACAAAACCGCUGGAUCGCGCGAGCUAGACUCAUCAACCGCGACACUCGAGAGCAAGCUGGCGCCUCUUCGCCUCUUUAGCUUCGGCCGCCAUAGUCGAAACCUCGUUCGAUGCAUGUCCCCCCGUGCUGUCCGAGAUCGGUUGCGUGAACGGCUGCUCCAUUUCCGUCUUGAAACUUUACCACUGGUCAAGGUCAAUCUGCAGACGCGCAUAUAUCGCUUCUUGAUUCAUCGUCAACGCAAGCGCAACCAACACGGCCGUGUGUUGAACCUGGUUGCCAAGCAACGGCAACAGCUCGUGCAUGCCGAAUCGCAGCCUACCGACAGUCGCACGCCUCGUUCGCAAAGACGACGACCUCGGCAACCACCCCCCAAGCAUGUAAAGGCGAUCCCGCGCGUCUUCCACAAGGCAAACAAGAUGCCGUCGUUUGCGGGAGUGACGGCCGCCUGCAACGGCUCCGGCUCUGGUGCCAAUGAUGUAGUACAAGACGCCGGCGAGAGAGGAGAAAGAGGAUACAGACGGAGGAAGCUGGCGGCCAUGGCUGGCAACCUGUACCGAAGCGGGCAGGCAGCAGUCACGGAGCUCCGAGAAACAUACGCGCAAUCAAGAGCAAGGGGCCUGGACGAUUUUGGGACAAACGAGAGCACACACAUUCCUGGCGCGUUCCCCGACGUAGCCAUCACGUCCCGGGGAAACGAGCAAAUGGUUUUGUUUCCAUCAUAUGCCAAAACACAUACAAGGAGGGAUUGGACGCAAACGGCUCAACCUCAAUCGCUGGAUCAACCAGGACAGCAGAACGAAGAGUGGUGGCGCCAGGAGUGGGAAAAGCACGAGGACGAAAAGGCCAUUGUCGACGUCGAUGUCAGAGGAUGGAUAUACUCGCCCCACGUCAGCCCCAUGACGAGGAGGAACCGCAUCUUGAUUGGACUGGCACGCCAGCUGAGCGGUAUUCCAUCUCUCAAGUCUGAUUCGGCCAACGUGGCGACGACGGUGGGAGGCAUCGGCAACGGCAGCGAACCAAAGCCUCCGCACCAAAUACGACAGGAAAUUCAUGAUCAGGAGAAGAUUGAGCGCGAGGCUGCCGUCAUUGAGAGGCGCGGGCAAGAGGAAAAGCGCGUGGCUUCUGCCGGUGGCUACAGCGAGCACCCUGGCAACAACCACAGGAAGAACUGCCACUACAAUAGCACGCUUGGCGUCGAAGCCGCGAGCAGUGUUCCGCGGCAUCGGCGACAUGGCAGCCAUACUCCUGAUUCGGCACCGGCGAGCCCAAGUCUCUCGGCCCGCCAAGCCUCUGGGUUGGGCGAGCUUACCGAGACCGAGCUCGCCGUGGCCAACGCCAAUCUGAUGGCGCGCGUUGCGCCGUUUCUGACGAAUCCCCUCGUCUCCAUGCCCAUUACCUUGUUUUUCUACAACGAGACCAGGUCACAGUCCAAGACGGUCUUGACAGACGACGCCGGGCAUUUCAACGUCCGAGCAGCCCUCGACUUCGUGCCUACCCAGGUGAGGGUGCUUGCCAAUGAGCAACUUUCGGCAACGCAGGAGGUGAAGAUUACGGGGCCGGCCGGCAUCAGCUUGAUUAGCGACAUUGACGACACCGUCAAGCGAUCCAACAUUUCCGGUGGUGCCCGCGAGAUCUUCCGCAACACGUUUGUGCGGGACCUGGGCGGUCUUUGCAUCGACGGGGUUCGCGAGUGGUUUACCGAAAUGCACAACCUGGACGUGAGCAUGCAUUACUGCUCCAACAGCCCUUGGCAGCUGUUUCCGGUAUUGGCGAGUUUUUUCAAGAUUGCCGGCCUUCCGCCUGGCUCGCUCCAUCUGAAGCAGUACAGCGGCAUGCUGCAGGGAAUUUUUGAGCCGGUCGCGGAACGGAAAAAGACGACGCUGAACCGGCUGGUCAAGGACUUUCCCAGCCGAAAAUUCAUCCUGGUCGGCGACAGCGGCGAAGCCGACCUCGAGGUAUACACCGAGCUGGCCUUGGCAAACCCAGGGCGAGUCCUGGCCAUAUUCAUCCGAGAUGUCACGACUCCGGAGCCGACGGGGUUCUUUGACCCAGCCUAUGACCUGGCACGGCAAAGGUUGUCAAGCAUGACUGUGGACGAACGUGAGCAUGCCAAGUCGACGGGAACCGUUGCUGCAGAGGCAAAGGCGGCGGCCAGUGGACCCAUCAUGGGGGCGCUGAUUGAUUUUGCCGAGGACCCAGAGGAGGCGAAGCUGGACGAUUCGGCGGCUCUUGCGCAGCUGAGGCAAGCGGGCGAAUCUGCCCAGGGAACCAGUGCCGCAGGGCUGCCUGCACUACCCGCUGCGAAAAGGCCGCCGCCGCCGCCUCGACCCGCAAAGCCGGUGGCCCUCCGAAGCACAGCAGCGCGUGGACACGACCCGGCGGCGACUGCAGAGACGGAGGAUGUGCCUCCCCCCAAGCCAAAGAGGCCACAGGGGCUGGGAGCGAACGAGCGCCAACCUCUGACCACGAUUCCCCGUGCCGCCGAGGAUGCCGCGCUACCGCCUCCUUUACCCAGGCGCCGAUCUGGGCUGAAGAGCCUCAGCCCCGGCCUCCUCGCCCGAGGGAGCUCCCUCUCCAACGCGGACAUUGACUUUGAACCACUGCCCCCGUCCGCGGCCGACCUGCCAGCCCCGGCCGCGCCGCCCUCCCUCAGCUUCAGCCACUACCGGCCCGGGUCGAGGUCGGGAUCCACGACCCCGUCCGGAUCUCCCGUCUUGGGCGCUCAGGGGGUGAACAAGAAGCUGGAGCUGUGGAGGAGACGGCUGGCGCGCGCUCACGAGCAGCUGGACAGCCGGGGCGUCGCGCUGUACACCUGGCGGAGGGGGCACGACGUGGUCGACGAGGCCGUGGGGAUAGUCAAGCAGGCGCAGCGGAGCAUGGCGGGGGCGGCGGGCAGGAACAGAGGAGCCGGUAGACGGGCCAUGGGCACGUAG